Molecule: messenger RNA, 2274 nt
Organism: Rotaria socialis
Lineage: Eukaryota; Metazoa; Rotifera; Eurotatoria; Philodinida; Philodinidae
Source: the annotation of a GenBank genome assembly
AUGGCUCAAACGUCAUCGUUCAAAUCGUCAAUACACAAUCAAGUGUGCAAUUCAAAUAUUGACAAUGACAUUGCACGGCUUCCUUCAAUAAAAUCAUCUCAACAAGUAGUUCCAUCAAAUAUUCAUGAUGAUUUAUGUGAAAUUAGAAUUUUCCCGCCAACAAGUCAAAAAUCAUCAUCACAAUUGCCAUCAUCCAAUCAUCGUACGCCAUUGUCAAAACAUUUAGUUCCUUUUACAUCAACCGAUGGUGGUGGUGGUGGCCAUGUAACAUCAUCGUCUGAAACUGGUACUCACAUAAAACCAACAAAAAUUCCUCUUCUUUCGAAUAAUUCCCGUGGUAGCUCGGUGUCAAUUCAAUCUCUCCCAAAACGAAUAAGUACACAACGUCGGCCAUCAAUAAACUCCUCAAAUCCAUAUAACCAUCGUUACUCAACAUCAAGACAAUCAAUAUUCGAUACACUUGCAACAACGUUAACAGCUGUACGAAAAAGUUCCACAUCAGCAUUUACUUUAGCACAUCAACGAUUGUCAUCUGAUAAUGGAAAUAUAUUUUCCGGUUAUCAAGGAGAUUUUAUUCGCCAAUCUCGUCAAUUACGUAAAGCUCGUAAGCAAGAUAUAAAAGCUCGUUUUGAAAAAUUUGAUUUAAAUCCAUCAACAGCACAUCGCUCGCAUUUCACAUUUAUCUUUGAUCCAAGUGGUCGUUUAUCAUAUUAUUGGACGUCAAUUAUAAGUCUGGCAUUUCUUUACAACUUUUGGAUAAUUAUAUUUCGCUUUUCAUUUCAUGAACUAACAUCGAAUAAUUUUAUACUAUGGUUUAUAUUUGAUUAUGCAUGUGAUUUUAUUUAUUUAAUGGAUAUUAUGUUUAAUUUUCGUACAGCUUAUUUAGAAGAUGGAGUUUUACAAACAGAUCCAAUUAAAUUACGUCACUACUAUAUGAAUACAACAAGAUUUUAUAUUGAUUGUCUUUGUUUAAUGCCAUUGGAUUUUCUUUACCUCUCGAUUGGUUUUAAAUCGAUCGUUCGACUUUUUCGUUUAGUUAAAAUUUAUCGUUUCUGGACAUUUUUGGAUCGAACAGAACGUCAUACAAAUUAUCCAAAUUUAUUUCGUACUAUUGUUAUGAUACAUUAUUUAUUAGCAAUCUUUCAUUGGAAUGCAUGUUUAAUAUAUAUAUUGCAAACACGAUCGAAAUUAGCUUCAACAAAACGUUUUGCAUUUACAUUUAAUGAUAGUGGCUCGGAUUAUUUCAAAGCUUUAUAUUGGUCAAUAACAAUAUUAACAUUAACGCAAAAUCAAGAAACAAAACCAGUAUCAAAAGAAGAUUAUAUUUUUCUAAGUACUCAAAUGGUCUUUGCUUUAUUAUUAUUUGCAACAAUUAUGGGACAUGUUGCAUCCAUUGUAUCUAAUUUGAGUAAUUCAAGAAAAGAUUUUCAAGCGAAAUUGGAUGCUGUUAAAACAUAUAUGUCGUUAAGGGAUGUUCCUAACAACCUUGAAGAUCGUGUUAUACGAUGGUUUGAUUAUUUAUGGAUGAGUCAUAAAUCAGUUGAUGAUAAUCAUGUUCUAUCAUUAUUACCAUAUAAACUUCGUGCUGAAAUAGCUAUUCAUGUUCAUUUAGACACCUUGAAACGAGUGGAAAUAUUUCAAAAUACAGAAGCUGGCUUUUUAAAUGAAUUAGUUUUACGUCUUAAACCGGUUCUGUUUUCUCCAGGUGAUUUCAUUUGUCGUAAAGGUGAAGUUGGCAAAGAAAUGUAUAUUGUCAACCGAGGAAAAUUACAUGUUAUGGCUGACAAUAAUAAAACUGUUUUAGCAACAUUAAAAGCUGGCUCAUAUUUUGGAGAAAUAAGUAUUUUAAAUAUGGGUAGCGGCAAUCGACGAACAGCAUCAGUACGAUCAGUUGGUUAUUCAGAUUUAUUUUGUCUUUCCAAAGAAGAUCUUUGGGAAGUAUUAAAAGAAUAUCCAGCUGUACGUGUCAAACUUGAAUCAAUAGCUGUUAAACGUCUUGAAAAACAUAAAAAACCACUAAUACAACUAAUUAAUUUAAAACGCAGUAAAAGUGCUCCGGGUUUAAUUGAAACGAGUUAUCGUGUUCUAUUUCAUGCACCUGUUCGUCGAACUGGCAGUGGUAUUCAACGGCGUUCAUCAGUAAAAGAAUCUGAUAUAGGAGCAGUUGCAACAUUGUGUCCUCCAUCGGAUUACUAUCAACAAUCAUUAACUUCUUCGAAUUCAUUUUUAACUGUUGCACCAAUUGCUUCAUCAAUAAGUGUGACAUCAUCGUAA